CGUGUUUCCUCCAGAUGGAACUGGAAGCGUUGCGGUCUAUAUACGAAGGAGACGCGUGUUUCAGGGAGCUGAGCCCGGUUUCCUUCCAGUACAGGAUAGGUGAAAAUGGAGAUCCCAAAGCCUUUCUAAUAGAAGUUUCUUGGCCAGAAACAUAUCCACAAACAGCACCAGUCAUAUCGAUGGAUGCUUUCUUCAACAACACAAUAUCUUCAACAGUUAAACAAAGCAUAUUGGAUAAAUUAAUGGUAGAAGUUGAAGCUAAUCUUGGAACUGCUAUGACGUAUACGCUUUUUGAAUAUGCCAAAGAUAAUAAAGAAUUGUUCAUGGAAAAUCAGCCUGUUAACACUGUGACUUCAGCAAGCAAUAGUAUUGCAAUUGGAACUCCUGAUGUGCCAGCAAGUAAGAAGAAAGAUAAAAAGGAGCAGUUAUCCAAAACUCAGAAACGAAAGCUAGCUGACAAAACAGAUCACAAAGGGGAACUUCCUCGAGGAUGGAACUGGGUGGAUGUAAUUAAGCAUUUAAGCAAAACUGGUUCUAAAGAUGAUGAAUAAAGGACUUUGGUACAAGGAAACUCCACCUUUUAAUACAGUGCAAUUUUGGGUCACCAUCUUUCUCUUAAUAACUUUCUUACUUGUUGAAGUAAACGUUUUAUAAAGCUCAAUUUCCUAACUCAUAAACCUAGUCACAAAAGUUUAUCUAGAGACUUUGUGAUCUUUGACAACAAAACUUGCCUUAAAUGAAGGUUAAAAUGUGACAAAGGAUGUAGAGAGCCAAUGUGGUGAAAUGAGUAGUGAUAUAUGCAGUGUUAAUUAAUUUAUAUUUUACUCUGUAGUAAAAUCCUGUUAUAGUGAACCCAGUGAUACUGUAAACAUUUCCUGAUGUUCCUUUUCCAAUAGAAGAAAAAAGCACUAUAACAGUGAUUUGUCACUUGACAGCGUAAUUCAUCAAAAUAAAUUAUUCCAUGGAAACAAAACCUUUGUCAUUUGUUUAUCUAAUACAAAUAUAGAAGGAGAACAUAAAAAUUGUUGUAUGACAGUAAAGACUAGAGUUUGUGGUCUUAUUUUCACUAGUUAUUGGCUAAAAUGGUAAAUUCCAGCAAAUGCAAGGCCAAAUAUUCUUGUCUCUUCAAAAAGAGUGGUUAUAGCAGGAUUGUGUCUCUUUAUUUUGUGCAGUGUACAUCUGUUAGUCUUUCUCCCAUGUGUAUCUUUAGAGAGGCCUGAGGUUCGAGGCGGGGGGAUGUGUUGCCUCGUGUGUGCCUCAGUGAGUGUUGGGGUUUGGUAACUCUUUACUGAAGAAAUGGGGGUUUCUGGGAGGGAUUUGUUGGCUGAAUGGUGGAACAGUGGGAAGAAGUCAGCACUCUAGUGUAUGUGUUGGGAAAACUUUUCUUUUCUUUUCUCUUUUUUUUUCUUUUACUGGUCUGCUCUCUUGUAUUAGAAAGAAAAGUCAUCUUUACUAUAUGAACGGUAACUGAAUACAAGAUGCCUUAAUGUCCUUUACUUUUUUUUUUUGUUUUGAGGUGAACUUUAAUAAA
Molecule: messenger RNA, 1531 nt
Organism: Struthio camelus australis
Lineage: Eukaryota; Metazoa; Chordata; Aves; Struthioniformes; Struthionidae
Source: RefSeq, a predicted model, not a curated record